AAUUAAUUAAUCGUACAAAUAUUUACCAUCUUAACAAAACUAAAUUAUGUCUUUACAAUUAUCAAGAUUUUUCUAGUACAAAUGUAGUUGUCAUUGUUAAUUAUGUGUUACAAUAUUUUCAGUAUUUAAAUAAAAUGGCUCUAAAGAUUUAAUGUAACUUUGUACACAACUAGGUACCUACGUACGUAUUGCUCGAUGCCUGUCAGCACGACAGACCCGACGCUCAGACAACGCACGAAAUCCUCGAACGGAACACGCAGCCACCACAAUUUUCAUCACUAACACUUUAGUUUUUACACUUCACAAUUAAUAUCGCAUCAGACCAAAAAAUACCUAACUCAUAGCAAAAGUCCGCUAUGUGAGAAAUGACUUAGACCACAAUAUAUCGACACACGCGACGUCUACUCUAAGUAGCUUUGACCGUGACCCACUUAUAUCAAAGCCUACAAACUGCAAAUGCGCAGAGAAGUGCAUCAGCGAGUGCAAUUCGUGUUGUCUGAAAGUCACCAAUAAGCCCAAUGAAGCAGAGAUCCCGCUGGCGAGCGCCAGCACCAACCUAAAUAGACUCUGAUCAUCUAAAUUGACUUCAAUUAAAUAACAACCGAAAUUGUUGAAAUGCGCCAUUACUCCCUCGGCGUUAAUCUAAGUGCCAAUAGUCAGGGCGAAUGUUUUAUUAAUAAUAGCCAGCAAUAACUGUUAAUUAAUAAUUAAGCGAUGGUGUCGUCAAUCGGCAUCAGUGCGCGUGCGUCGGUCGCGGCGCAGCGCGCAUUCACAUAAGCUGCAUCCUUUCAGCAUCCCGUGUUCACGACGAGCUCCUACCGCUGUUACAUUAACGUGCGCUUUGCGGAUUUCUGGUUUAUGCCAAUAGCUCAGGUCAUAAUAGGGGUGCGAUAAAAGCUCCAGUAAACAUGGCAGUAAUCAUUGGUUAAGGGUCCAUGAAAUGUUUGUUUCAACCUGAAAAAUACAUCAUGGACUUACAAUAUUAUGCGUCUUCAUGAUGUUUUAGUUUUUAGCAAGUGUUGUUCAAGUGAUGUUCGAUUGAGAAGUGAUUUUAUUUCCCACGGCUAUAAAUCAUGCAGCAGACAUACGAGUGGUGUUGAUACGGAUUUAUAAUAAAAUACUAUGGAGUUUCAAAAUAAUGAUGUGGGUGUUCGCGCCCUACAAUAGCAACGAUACAAACAAAUAUCGGGAGAUUUUGUGGGAAUCCCGCAUGGUGUUGCGGAGCCGGCAGCGAGAGCGCGACCCGCAGCCGCCGCGCGAGGGGAGCGCCAGCGCCGAGCGCCCCGGGGGAGUGGCUGCACCGCACUGCGAUUGGUCUCUCUGCACACUCCGACCAAUGUCAUAAGCGCCGGUUCGAGAUACUCCAUUCCGUCCCCUCCUGCCCCGCGCUACGAAUUAUAAUAGCACUUCCACGUUCGCUCCCGACUCUCUCGGACGCGCUACUCAUUGGUUCAAAACAUACGUCGAGCGACGUAUUAUGGUAAUAUAAAUUGACCAACCGUAGACCAAAUUCGGUUAGUUCGUUAAAGUUGAUUAAAGCCAUUUAACCGGGACGGACACGAGGAUACGAACGGCGCGAGCGUUCGUCGAUCCCGGGGGUUUAGUUAAAUGAAGUCAAAUUGUUUAAUAUUGGAGUAGAUAAAUCUGUGAGUCGGGUUCGCGAAGGUCGAGGCGAGCUGUGCAGCGGCAGGCAGGAGGCCGCCGCGACGGAGCCGAGCGAGGUGCGCGCCGAGGUAGCGGGCCCGCUGCCGCCCGCCGCCGACGGCUACAUGUACGUUUGCGGGGACGCCGCGCCGGGCGCGCGCUACGAGUGCGCCUUCGACCAAACGCAGCCCAUGGAGCACCCGGCCUUCGACGACCACAUGUUCGGCGAGUACGCCAAGGAGCGCCACGUGCAGGUCGUGGUGGGCGACGUGGCCGACCUGCAGUACCGCGACGAGCUGCCGGUCUUCGCGGCAGGCGGGGACCCCAAGCGCAAGGAGGAGCCGCUACUGCUACAGGCUGUGGAGUCAUCGCCGGCGCCGCACCCGCCGCCACCGCCACCGCCCACGACCUCCAAGAAAAGUGACAAGAAAAAGAGCGAUAAUAACGGAAUUAAGAAGAAGAAAACUCGAACAACUUUUACGGCGUAUCAGUUGGAGGAACUGGAGCGAGCGUUUGAACGUGCGCCAUACCCGGAUGUGUUCGCGAGGGAAGAACUAGCUCUCAAGCUCAACUUGUCUGAAUCACGAGUACAGGUUUGGUUCCAAAAUCGAAGAGCGAAAUGGAGGAAACGCGAGCCUCCGCGUAAAACAGGGUACAUAGGUUCCAGUUCACCGAGUUCGACUACGCUAGGUGGUGGUUUUUCCGGCAUUGGUAGCAACCUGCCCGCGUUCCCGCAGAACGGCCUGCCAGCUCCCGCCGACUCCUGGUCGUACCAGCACUCGUACGAACUUUCGUCACAUCACUUACUAUCGUCUAGCAGCGGGGGAUAUCCGGGCUUCAAUACCCAACCGGCUGCGUAUUCUUACACGACCGUGCUCAAUGGGCAUGACGGUCAGAUGUUUGCUCCGCGGCAUUCCUAUGAAUACGGGGAAGGGAGUCCGCCACCGCUGGGCGUUCGCGACUACCCGAUGAUGGCGGCUCACUCGCCGCAGAUGGAGGCGCACGCGCACGACGACAAGCUGGAGUACCGCUCGCACGAGCACGAGGACAAGUACUCGGCGUGCGCGCUGCAGGACGAGCCGCCACGCUACGCCGCGCCGCCCGACGACUACGACAAGUGCGCGAUGGUGCCGCACGACAAGCACUACGAGAUGGAACGCCACUCAGAUCUCACGCAGCCAGUAGUCGUCAAAAUGGAACCCAGUACCGGCCAGGCAUACACCGCACUGCCCCCUUUUUUGAAUUGAAAUACUCUUUUUCGAAAUUAUCCUAGCGUUAGGUGACUAAGCCAGAAUAAUUUCGAAAGGGAGUAUUAGUAAUAAAUGUACAGAACGGUGGUAAAUGCGUUGUGGGGGUCGACAAGCAGAUCUUAUUAUUUUGUUCUCAUUUUUAUAGAGAUUUUUAUUUGUUUCAACCGCUUUUUUAUAUGAAUAAAUUUACUGAUCUUAUAUUAUCAGGGAUGAGUUCAUAUAAAAUAAGUGUUAAGUAAUAACUAAUUAGGAAUAGGAUAGUGCAUCAUUGUAUGGAAUCACAAAUGUUGAGUAAGUUAUUAGGUAAACUAAGUAUGGAAAUAGAUCUACCUUUUAUAUUUUUGUAGUUAAAAAGUUAAGUUCGCUGUGUUUUAAAGAUUUGCAAUAAAUGUAAAUUAUUACUUAUUUAAAUUAAAUUUAAAUUUACUUAGACAUGACCCAUUUGGGUUUAUUUGAUAGUAUUAUAAUAAAAUUAGGUUAUACAACAAUUAUAACGGCGAAUAUCGGAGAAAUUACUUAUUUAUUGACUUAAUGAAACAAACAGAUGAUAAAUUCUUAUUCUUUAAAAAUGACCUGGCGUUUAUUCAUUUUUGUUAUAUAAAUAUGAUAAACGUUUUGGGUCGAUGCAAAAUAUAAAAACCUUCUAGUUCUGGGUGAAUUCUUGUCACUUGAAACCAAGACUACCAUUAGACCUGUACCUAAUGAUACUUAAGUAAUUUCUCUUUUAGUUGCCUGUAUAACUAAGUAGUAUGAAUAGUAUCUAUCUAAUAUCUAUACUAUGGAGUAAAAUACUCGUAGACUUCGCUUCUCGUGCAUUCCUUGUGCCUUAUCUUGACAGUGCCUAUUAUAAAUUAACUGUUAUAUACUAGAUAGUAUUUCAUAAUUAUCAUGUUCAUACAUGCAUCUUAUUAAGACAUUUUUACGUAAGGUAAAUAUUUUUAUAUACUCAGUUUGUUAAAACGGAGUGUACUUUAAAAAUGUAAGUUAGAAAGUAAAUUGUACAUAAGUUUGAAAACGUGAACAGUUCGUGCCAAAAAUUAAUUAAAAUUAAGUUGCCUUUGUAGGCAGAAAGCAUCCAAAAGGUGCUCGUUAGAGAUUUACUUUUAGAAAAGUUUUAGAUUUACGUAAAUAAGUUUCAUGUUUUAUUUAUUUUAGAAACACAAUUUCCCCUUAAUCCAAUACCUAAUUUAUAUUGAUGGUACCUUAGUGGCCUAUCAUAUACAAACUAGCUUCAAUGUUAUACACCCAAAUGUGUCGAAUAACAUAGUCAAAGUUUUUAUCGAUUCGCGAAUUUAACCAAAGGCUCAUAGCCUGAAGUUCUUUUUGAUUUUUUUUUUAAUAUUUAGGUACCAUAGGUCGUAGAAUUUAAACAUGUCGGUCAUUUUGGGUGGAAGGUUGUGAGACACUCAGUUUCAUCUGGAGUUUCUAUAUUCCAAUAUUAGAUUGGAAUCUUUUAGACCUUGUUAGUUUCCUAAAUCAAUGAUUACCAAAGUUUUUUUUAUUUCAAUUAUGACUCAAAACCCUCAGGUUCACACACGGUCUGACGUCAACGGAAUUUUAUAUGGUACGUACGAAAAGUGCUACAUGAUAGUUAGAGCGAGACGCAUUUAUAGACGUACAGUAGGUAGGAGAGAGAUGUUAAUAUAUUUUAGUUCUUAUCAGACGUGCCAUAUAAAAUAAUCCGUACAUAAGUAGGUUUUUCUGUGCGGGAAAGAAAACUGCUGCGCCUAGUUCAUAAAUUUGAUUAAUGAUUUUGCAGAAAAUACUUAUGACCGAAUAAUUCAACGCGACUAUUUUAAACCGAUGUUAUCUCAUGCUGUCUCUGUCACUUUAACGUGUAAAGCAGCGACAGAUUAUAUUUAAGGAUGUCUUAAAGUUAGUUGGUUAGAUAAAGCUUGUUUGAUAUUAUUAUACUUAGUUAGUAAUUAUUUGUUUGACAUUCACAGAUCGUUAUCUUAAAACAUUUUUAUAUUUAUUAGUUUUCGUUUAAUAUGAAUUACCGUGGUAUAAGUUUGGCAUUUAAAUUUGUCAAAUGUAAAAAAAUAAUAUGUGGAUUAUUUGAUAAUUUAAAACCUACGUAAUACCUAGACACUUAAAUAAGUAAAUUGAUCCGAAAAAUAUUUUCUAACUUGUUGCUGUUUGUGUAAGCAACAAAAUACAGGCCAAAGGUAACCCUAUACAUUAUUAUAUCUACCUACUUGUAGAAUUUUUAAAUAAACAUAUAUCAUCAGGGUUUACUCAUAGUGUCCUAUAUACUUCCGACAUUUUAAUGCAUGUGUAUGUUAGUUAAUAAAACUUAUGUUAAGUUUAUAAGAGCAAUAAGCUGGAUUUUGUAAUAUUUAAUUAUAAGAAAGACGAGAAAUUAUAAUACAAAUGU
Trichoplusia ni (cabbage looper) is the source of this 5271-nucleotide messenger RNA. RefSeq names its product homeobox protein aristaless-like 3. Lineage: Eukaryota; Metazoa; Arthropoda; Insecta; Lepidoptera; Noctuidae. Gene Ontology annotation, biological process: regulation of transcription by RNA polymerase II. The coding region runs from base 1770 to 2891 and encodes 373 amino acids. Gene Ontology annotation, molecular function: DNA-binding transcription factor activity, RNA polymerase II-specific; RNA polymerase II transcription regulatory region sequence-specific DNA binding. The transcript is spliced from 3 exons. The record is from RefSeq and is a predicted model, not a curated record.